UUUUUUUUUCUUGAUUACCAAAACUCUCAAUAGUUUAUUAAUAUAUAUAUGUCUUCUUUUGAAAUACCUGGAGUAUUAACUCGUAGUCAAAAAGCUUUGGUACGUGGUUGGUGGAAAAAAGUGACAGCUGCUCAUCCUAAAGCAGAGAAUUUCAAAGAUAUGAAAGUUCCUAGUGUUGACAAAGGUGUAUUUGGUAUUCCUCUGACACAAUCUCUCGAAUAUGCGUACUCAAGUAUAUCUUACAUUGACGAUCAUACUGGAUCUCAAUGUUAUGGUAUCAUUCCUACCAUUGUGGCAAAAUGUGGAUCUUUUUUAAAAGAAGAGGGCAUGACAACGGAAGGUAUAUUUCGGUUACCAGGUAGUGCAAGACGACUUCGAAUGUUACAAACUAUUUUUGAUACACCUGAUACCUAUGGAUCUCAAUUAGAUUGGCGUGGAUACAGUGUUCAUGAUGCAGCUAGUAUUUUACGACGAUUUAUCAAUCAUCUUCCAGAACCAGUUAUCACUUUGGAUUAUUAUUAUUCAUUCAAAGAAACAAUAGAUCAAACAUUCUCUUCUGAAGACGAAAAAGUGGAUGCCUUUCAAACCUUGAUUGAAAAAUUACCUUUACCUCAUCAAUAUUUAUUGUUAUAUCUUCUGGACUUGUUGGCUCUCUUUUCUACAGCUUCAAAAUAUACAAAAAUGGCUUCUGAUUGUUUGGCAGCUGUAUUUGUACCGGGUAUUUUGUCACAUCCAAAUGAUCGGUUGAAUCCAUCCAGUUACAAACAUUCGCAAAAAGUAUUACAGUUUUUAAUUGAACACCAAGAAAGCUUUAGUAUGCCUCAAUCCACCAAUCUUGAAAAAAUAACAGUGAAAACACCAACAAAAAAUACUGGUUAUAAUCGACUUGAUGAAUCUCGAAACUCUACUCUGACCAACAAUGGAAAAUUAUCGUCUCAAGGCAGCAUGACAUCGUAUGAUGAUAAUGAUCGUCGUGCAUCAACUAUUUAUUCCUUAGCAACAGGCUCAUUCUCGGGAACAGGACUGGAUUCUAUAGUACCGGGUGAAGAUGAAUGUACUGCACGCACUACAUUACCUCAACUUCGUAGAAGUCGAACGGUACCUGGGAAACGCAUUGUAUAUGGUGGUUAUGAACCUCGGCAAGUGAUAUAUGUGAAUCGAAAUGCGAGUCAAAGUGGAAAACGGAAUCUCAAGAUGGAAAAUAUCAAGGAUGAAUUCGUUUAAUUUUUCUUUGAUCCAGCUUUAGGGUCACAUAUACAUAUUAUUUUUUUUUUCUUCUUCUUCUUCUGUUUAUAUUUAUCAUCAUUAUCAAUGACCAUCAUUCCCUUUAUCCUUUCAUUAUCAC
Halteromyces radiatus is the source of this 1345-nucleotide messenger RNA. RefSeq names its product Rho GTPase activation protein. Gene Ontology annotation, biological process: regulation of fungal-type cell wall organization; activation of GTPase activity; signal transduction. Gene Ontology annotation, cellular component: cell cortex. The transcript is spliced from 6 exons. Gene Ontology annotation, molecular function: GTPase activator activity. Bases 49 to 1224 code for a protein of 391 amino acids. NCBI's taxonomy places the organism in Eukaryota, Fungi, Mucoromycota, Mucoromycetes, Mucorales, Cunninghamellaceae. The record is from RefSeq and is a predicted model, not a curated record.